Messenger RNA from Achroia grisella, 1335 nucleotides. It is a transcript of the gene mms4, whose product is annotated as crossover junction endonuclease EME1. Lineage: Eukaryota; Metazoa; Arthropoda; Insecta; Lepidoptera; Pyralidae. Gene Ontology annotation, biological process: mitotic intra-S DNA damage checkpoint signaling; double-strand break repair; resolution of meiotic recombination intermediates. Gene Ontology annotation, cellular component: Holliday junction resolvase complex; nucleus. The coding region runs from base 95 to 1318 and encodes 407 amino acids. The transcript has 11 exons. The record is from RefSeq and is a predicted model, not a curated record.
AGGAAACUUUUACAAUUUUAUGACGUUUUAUUCGUUAACAUUAAUGUAUAUACAAUUUUAAUUUGUGACUUACUCUAAAAUAAUAAUCUUUAAGAUGACAUCUAGGAAGUGUAACAUAAUGAGAGAUGAUGAUGAUAUCAUUGAGACUAUGGACCUCACACAAUAUGACGAACAAGAUGUUUCAUUUGAGUGUACAGACUCAGCUUCGACCAGGACACAAGCAUCAACUACUAGCACCGUAUCGGCUAUGUCAGGACAUAGCGCUGGCAGACAACGGAAGAUGCGCAGGAAGAGUGUUGGUAGUUUACAAGAAAGAAACAAAAAGAAAACGCAUACUGCAGAAAAGCAAGUUAAAAAGCAGAGAAUAGCUGACAGCAAAGCGGCAAAAGCUGCAGAAAAGGAAAUGAACAAAAUGUUGAAACCUGGAGAGUGUAUGAAGUAUAUGAGUAUAGAGAUGCACCCGGCGUUGUCCGGUGCGUGGUACAUGGCGGACGUGGGGCGCGAGGCGGCGGCAGCCGGAUGCCGCGUGACCACCGCCUCCACCCUGUGCGAGCCCGCGCUACUCAUGUGGUCACGGUACCGUCACCAGCGCACUCUCACUGCGGAUGAUGGACAGGUAGGAAUGAGUGAUACAAGCGAGAGAUGCAAUCGCGCGCUGUACGUCUGCGAGGCUGCAGGAGUAGCAGACCUGGUGGCCAGUCGAGGUCUGGCAACGCAGCUGGCGCACCUGCAGGAGCUGGCCAGCUGUCCGAUCACUCUUGUCAUAUUCGGCCUCAAAGAUUACUUCAAGUCUUCCGGCAGGAAAACUACGAACAGCAAUAAGAAUUCGAUGACUGAAAUUGAUUUAGAAAUGGCUGUAACAGAUCUGCUUGUUAGUGCCGGCGUGGAUACAGUAACAGUGAAUACACCCAACGAACUGGCGCUACUCAUCAUACAGUUCACAAAGGCCAUUGCAGAGGAGCCCUACAAAAAAGCAAAACGCGCGUGCGACGAACAGGCAGAGUUCUUUAUGAGAGGUGACAACAAGAAAUGCGUUCCAGUUGAUAAAGAUGGUAAUGGCCUGAGCAGGCUGUGGCAACAGAUGAUCGCUGUGCUACCAUUGUCGAGCUUAGAAACCGCCAGAUCACUAUGCGCUGAGUAUAAAUCACCACUUGAACUUUAUAAGGUACUAGCAGUCUCGGCUUUGAACAAACUAGCCGAUCUUGGUAUAUCACGAGCGGCCGUCCCAGGCUCCAGAUCACGACGUCUUGGUCCUGAAUUCGCCAGAAAACUUCACACUUUGUUUACGGCUGAAGAUGGAAAUAUAUUGAUAGACUGAAAUGUUGAAAGUAAUGA